AUGGCUGGAUAUCGCAUUGUUCUUGGUGGCGACGAUGCCGGCUUCGACUACAAAUCCACUCUCAUCAAGGACCUCAGUGCAGAUCCGAGGGUGAGCGAGGUCAUUGACGUUGGCCCAGAGUCGUCGUCAGACAAAACCGCUUAUCCUCACUUUGCUAUUGCCGCUGCUGAGCUCGUUGCUCAAGGCAAGGCUGACCGCGCUUUGUUAAUCUGCGGGACCGGUCUGGGUGUUGCAAUCUCAGCGAAUAAAGUCAAGGGCAUCAGGGCUGUCACGGCGCACGACAGUUUCAGUGUUGAACGAUCUAUCCUGAGCAACAACGCUCAGGUUCUAUGUCUCGGUGCUAGAGUGAUCGGUGUGGAGCUUGCCAGGAGACUGGUAAGAGAGUGGUUGACUUACAAGUUUGAUCCAGCAUCUUCUUCAGCAGCAAAGGUCCAGUGUAUCAUAGAUUAUGACAACGGUACUAGCAUAGCUGCAGCGGCAUAG
Molecule: messenger RNA, 483 nt
Organism: Cryphonectria parasitica EP155
Lineage: Eukaryota; Fungi; Ascomycota; Sordariomycetes; Diaporthales; Cryphonectriaceae
Exons: 3
Coding region: 1-483 (160 amino acids)
Biological process (GO): carbohydrate metabolic process
Cellular component (GO): intracellular anatomical structure
Molecular function (GO): isomerase activity
Source: RefSeq, a predicted model, not a curated record